Messenger RNA from Lytechinus pictus (painted urchin), 6895 nucleotides. Its product is annotated as polyamine-transporting ATPase 13A3-like. The transcript has 27 exons. The coding region runs from base 169 to 3582 and encodes 1137 amino acids. Gene Ontology annotation, molecular function: polyamine transmembrane transporter activity; ATPase-coupled monoatomic cation transmembrane transporter activity; ATP binding. Lineage: Eukaryota; Metazoa; Echinodermata; Echinoidea; Temnopleuroida; Toxopneustidae. Gene Ontology annotation, cellular component: late endosome membrane. Gene Ontology annotation, biological process: intracellular calcium ion homeostasis; polyamine transmembrane transport. The record is from RefSeq and is a predicted model, not a curated record.
AGGGGUUUGGACUCUGGAGUUAUUAUUUACAUCCAAGCAGAGGCUAGGUUACUUUUGUCGCCUCCUGUCAGUAGCUUUGCUGUGUUUGAGUGCGGUAGGUCUCACGAUUUUAGUGCUCUUAGAAAGGAGAGGCAAUUACUUUUGCUUGAAAGUGCCUAUGAGAAGACGAUGGGGACGGGUGAGGUGACAAAGUAUACCAUUGAAGAGGAUCGAGAUGAGAAGCUGAUAUGCAUCGGCUACCAGCGUAGUCUCCUCCGGUUGAUCCUGGUCUAUUUCUUGGGGGCCAUCACGGCUGGAUUCUUUCUCUUGGUGGUGUACUACUGGAAACCUGACUGGGGUCUCAAGCUCACUCACUCCAGGAGCUCCAUACAGAAGGCAGACUCCAUACUCAUUGAGGAUUGCUUUCAGAGAUUCCAUGUUGUUCGUGUGAUCAGGGAGCAGGUCGGAGAGGUGGUGGAGAAGGAGAUCCUCCAAGAUGUGAUGAAGCAAGAUGUCCUCAUGGACGACACCUUCAUGUACUUCCGCUUCCAUAAGAUUAAAUUCUUCUGGAACCCCCAGGAGAAGUGUUUCUUCAAGCUGAGGGGAUUUGAUAAGCAAACUACUAGCGAUGAGAUCUACAAGCGAGCUAACCUUGGUAUGGAUGUUCGUGAAACUGCCCAAAGGCGAGCUUUAUAUGGGCUGAAUAAGAUUGUUGUACGUGUAAAACCAAUCCUGCUUCUCCUUAUUCAAGAGAUCCUGAAUCCAUUUUACAUCUUCCAAAUUUUCAGCGUGACUGUAUGGAUCGUAGAUGAGUAUCUGUACUAUUCUAUCUGCAUCAUUAUACUCUCAACUCUCUCAAUCUCUAUCUCACUAUAUACUACAAGAACUCAAGCAACAACUCUGAAGAGUAUGGUCAAAUCGAAUGUUACAGUGCAAGUACUAAGGCCCAACGGAGAGAUCGAGACAGUAUGGGAAGAUCAGCUAGUUCCUGGUGAUGUCAUUAUAAUACCAUCUUGUGGAUGUAAUAUGACUUGUGACGCUGUCUUGGUGGCUGGCAACUGCAUCGUCAAUGAGAGCUCCCUCACUGGUGAAAGUGUCCCGAUUACGAAGACCCCCCUCCCGUGUCCCGAGAGUGGAGAAUUAGAGUAUUCAAUGGAUCAACACAAAAGACACACUCUUUUCUGUGGAACAAACAUUAUUCAGACAAGGUUCUAUGCAGACCAGCAUGUCAAAGCUGUCGUAGUACUUACAGGAUUUUCAACUGCCAAGGGUAUCAUGGUUCGAUCCAUUCUUUAUCCAAUGCCGACAGAAAUCAAGCUCUUCAGAGAUGCUCUGCUAUUUGUAGCAAUCUUGGCUGGUUUUGCUUUCAUCGGCUUUAUCUAUACAGUUAUUGUGCUAGCAUUAGAUGGGACGCAAACCAGAGAUAUCGUUCUGAAGUCGCUGGACAUCAUCACCAUCGCAGUUCCACCAGCUUUGCCUGCUUCGUUAACUAUUGGUAUGGUCUAUGCUCAGUUAAGAUUGAAGAGACGAGGGAUCUUCUGCAUCAGCCCGCAGCGGAUUAACCUCUGUGGGACGCUGGAUAUAGUAUGCUUUGAUAAGACGGGUACUCUAACAGAAGAUGGUUUAGAUAUGUUGGGUGUACAAGAGACGUCCAAUGGAGGGUUCUCUCCCAUGGCGACGGAUGUGAAGUCCCUUCCCGUUGGCCCCUUUGUAUCUACCAUGGCAACGUGUCACUCGUUGACUUACAUCAAUGAGGAGAUUGCCGGAGAUCCUCUGGACGCCAAGAUGUUUGAAGCUACAGGAUGGACCCUUGAGGAGUCCAACCCAGCCGAGACCAGUAACUAUGAUGCGAUGGUCCCAACGAUAGUCCGUAGUCCUGGUAAACAUGCCGAUCUAAAAGCAGGAGGAGAUAACAAUGCAGAGGAUCUUGGUGAGAUCGGUAUCAUCAAACAGUUCCCAUUCUCAUCCAGCCUGCAGCGAAUGAGUGUUAUCACUAGGGCGAUGAAUGCUAAACAUAUGUGUGUCUAUACCAAAGGAGCUCCAGAGAAAAUUGCUUCUCUUUGCUUACCUGACAGCAUCCCUAACAACUUUGAGGACAUGUUGAGUUCCUACACUGCGGAUGGUCUUAGGGUGAUAGCGUUGGCAUGGAAACCACUGGAUCCCGCGCUGCAGUGGCAUAAGGCACAGAAAAUACAAAGAGAUGCAGUUGAAAGUGAUCUUCACUUCCUUGGUCUAAUGAUUUUACAAAACAAACUGAAACCAGAGACCACCCCAGCGCUUCAAGAGCUACACCAAGCCAAGAUUAGGACCAUUAUGAUUACAGGUGACAACAUCCUCACUGCGAUCAAUGUUGCUCGCAAGUGCGAAAUCAUCCAGCCCGGAAAAAGAGUUGUGCAUGUCGAGGCUGUGCCGCCGCUAAACGGCGACAAACUGGAUGUCCAGUAUCAGACUGUGGAGUUUCAUAAGGAGACGGAGGAAUUGAAUACCAAAGAACCAGUUGGAACCAAUGAAAUAGCAAUUGACAUGAUGAACCAGAACGGGACGACCUUUGCCAUGGACGGCAAGACGUUUGGACUGAUCAGAGAAAUGGAACCAGAACUUAUGGAUAGGCUUGCUGUCCACGCUCAAGUCUUCGCUCGCAUGUCACCUGACCAAAAGAUGCAACUCAUAGAAAUCCUACAGAAGCUGGAGUACCACGUCGGUAUGUGCGGGGACGGGGCCAACGACUGCGGCGCCCUCAAGCUGGCACACGCAGGGAUUGCGCUGUCCGAGGCAGAGGCAUCCGUUGCCGCUCCAUUCACGUCAAAGGUUCACGAUAUCUCCUGCAUACCUGCCGUCAUGAAAGAGGGUCGAGCAGCCCUUACCACAUCCUUCGGAAUGUUCAAGUUCAUGGCCCUUUACAGCAUGAUCCAGUUCACCACGGCGACCAUCCUCCUCUGGGGGUCGGGCUACAUCGGCGACCUCCAGUUCCUCUACAUCGACAUCAUCCUCUCCACAGUGGUCAUCCUCCUGAUGGGGCGGAACCAGGCGUACCCCGUCCUGUCCAAGGUCCCGCCCCCUCCCCAGCUCAUGACGGUUACCAUCAUCUUCUCGAUGGUCUCGAACGUGAUCGUCCAGAUCAUCCUGCAGGCCGUGUUAUAUGUGAUCGUUCAGAAAGAGCCUUGGUACACGGCUCCUGUGUAUGACGAUGACGGGGUCUAUAUCCUCAGCUUUGAGAACACUGUGAUAUUUAUGUUAUCUUGCUUUCUAUACAUCAACUCGGCCGUAGCAUUCUCACCAGGGGCACCGUACCGCAAAGAGCUUUACACCAAUUGGCCGUACUGUGCAGCUCUUUUGAUUCUCUAUGGGAUGAACCUCUUCCUUCUUUAUGGACCUCCUGAGAAACUAAGAGAGGAAUUUGAGAUCAUGGAUAUUCCGGACUACGGCUUCAAGACCAUCAUCCUAGCCUUGGGGGUGCUUCACUUUGCAUUGGCAGAGAUUAUCGAGCUCUUCCUCGUUCCUUGGAACGCCCUCAUGUCGUUCAUGACCUGUCGAUGUCUUCGUCGGAAGACCCUGAACACCUUCCAACGCCUGGAGAUGGAGGAGGUCAACCAGUUGUCAUGACAACCACCAUGUUUCAACCACUCGCCGGAGCAGCUCUCAAAAUGUUGGUCGGAUUUUAAGUUCAUCUUGGAAGAGAAGACUUAUUGGAUGAGAGCAUGUGCUCAGUGAAGAGACAUAGACUAUCUUAAGCACAAAUUUUUUAAACAUCAAGUAUUGUUUUUUUUUUAUAGGAAGACUGUUUUCAUGUCAAAUUGAGGCGAUUCAGCUAGCCAUGUGUGAAAGGGCUUUCUUCAAGUUCUUUGUAUGGACUGCUCAAAGAAUAUUAACUUGUUUUUGUUGCAAUGUUAGACCUUUUGAAUUGUGGUUGCUAAGAGAUACCAAAUAAAUUCUUUAAAAAAUACCAAAUGUCCUCCACGUUUAUGUUGCCAAUUUGAUAAUGAUAAAUUUCAUGAAAAUGUGAAUGUGUGCGUUAAUCCCAUUUUUGAAAAAAGAGAUAUAUAUUUUUUUGUUAUACAUGGGACCAUUUGAAAUUAAAAUGCAAGUUUUAUUAAGUGAAUCCACAGUUGAAAACAUUAAAAGAAAAACAACAUGGUGAUACUGAAAUACUUCCAAUGUUUGAUGACAUGUGAACAUUUUAUUGUAAACAUGCUGAUUUCAGCCUUUUGGCUGUGUAACAUGUAUUGUUUUUAUACGAAAUAAACCAUGAUUGAAUUUAAUUUUGAAUUGAAAUGAAUUGAUUGAUAAACUACUUAAUCAUGAUUUAUAGGAGCCGUGGUGUAGUGGUUCAGACUCUCGCCUUGUAAACAGAGGGUCGUGUGUUCAAAUCCCACCGCGGUCUGGCGUCCUUUGGCAAGGCGUUAAUCCACACUUUGCCACUCUCGACCCAGGUGCUAAAUGGGUACCCGGUAGGAUGUGAAAGUCAUUGUAGCUUGUCCGGUACUGUGUGCGCCUCACAGGCGACUGACUGGAAUACUCCCCAGGGAGUGGAGGAUGUGCACACAUUGUGUGCGGGAAUGACUGAUUGAAUCCGAUGACCGAGGUAAUAAUAUAUCUGUAGAGCGCUUAGACACGUCGUUUCGAUGUAUUAAGCGCUAUAUAAAAGCGGAUUAUUAUUAUAGAGAUGUUCUGUCUUGCACAUUUUCACUUUCAUAUGCCAAGUAAUAACAGUCAGUUAUUAUGACUUGCUUUGUCUGUAUAAUCACAUGUAAUCACAUUUUUUUUUUUAAAUCAUGGCUGAUGAUAUUUUAGUAAAAACGCUUUUUUUUUAUCAGGCAUUUGAUGCAGAAUAAUUCCACUCUUCCUUUGUAAUUUUCUGAGUAAAAAUUGACAUUCACCUUGAAAGUUGAUUGAUCCUGUAAAAAAAAAAUCUUUAAAUGGGUACUCAUUUGAACUUUGUUGAAAUGUUUUCCAAGUUGCUUAAACUUGUGACCAAUUUUUAGAAGUGAAAUUAUUCCUGAGGUAUUUGUUAACAUAUUUGCUAUGUUAAACUUGUCACACAAGAUUUUUUUUUUCUUCUUUUCAACCCCUCCCCCCCUCUGAAUCUUUUACUUGGAAAGAUGUUCUCUGAACAAACUGUAACAUAAUGUAUGUAUGUGUUUUUAUAUACUUUCUUUUGUUUUUAUACACUUUCUGUUAUUUCUUGUUUUUCUACUCAGGUCUACUGUCAAAUAUUAAUCUUGUCUGAAAACUACAUUCUUCAAAGCAAAUAUUGUUGCAUAUUAUCGAGGGAUGAUGUAUAGAGAUUUGAAAAAAAUUACGAGUGCUAACAGUAACAAAUAUCUUUUGUGUAAGUUUUUACAAAGGAUAUUCAUUGUAAUUUAUUUUUUGCAUGCCAGAAAUGUAUUAACAUUCUAGAAUAUGUUUUUACCACAUGGGAUAAACCCAUUCGGUCUACUAUCUCUUGGUCUAAUUGCCAGUUGGUCUACUGUACACUUGGUCUAAUAACCACUUAGUCUAAUUCGCAUAAGUCUAAUGCCUCGUUAGUCUUACUUUCCAUUGAGUGGUCUUAUUAUUUUAUUUUCUUCACUUUGCCAAGUAGAAUUUGAUUCAUAAACAUUUCACCUAAUCAUGUAGACUAAAACCCAGUGCACACUAUCGGCAUGUUUCUACAGAGAAUCGUUAAAACAGUUUAUCUUUUCCGGAAUGGAAAAACCGUAUUGCUCAAACCAACCCGUUUCUACAGAGCGAAUAAUCCGAUUAACUCACAUUUUGCGUCGCAAAUACCGCGCCAACAUGGCAAUAACCACCUCCCAGAGGUGGUUAUGAGAAACAGUAUUUUGCGUGAUGUGGUUCAUCAAUAAAGCGCAUCGCGUCUGUUUCUACAGGAAAGUUUUCUGGAAUUCUGGAUACGUACGCGGGUAAUACCAUUUAACGAUUCUCUGUAGAAACACGCCGUAUGCGACACAAUUGCAUUAUGACCAGAUUGCAAUGAAAUCACAGUGCAAUCGCAUCGCAGGAUGUGCGUUGGGCUUAAGCGGUGUCAGACCAAAUGGAUUUAGCACGGCUGGAAAUGAGAUAUGGCAUUAUGUGCGUUAAGUGGCAAGUAGGCCCAAUGGUUGAUAGACGGAACUGGUUGUAGAUGAAGUAGGAUUAAAUCAUGUGCGAUGAGACCAAGUGGAAAGUAGAUGAAGUGGGUGUAUACCGCUGUUCCUUCUCUUGAAGAGGUUGGAUGUCAUGGUUUUCCAUCUGUCUCUAUCCAGUGCUAUCUUGCAGCAUUCGUUUAUCUUCCUGCCUGUCAUCUCUUCAAUAUUUCCAAGUCAGCUUUUUCUUUUAUACCAUCAGUAAUUUACCAUAUUUAUUGCCAUUAUGCCACAACGACUUAACUGCCUUCUGAUUCUUCAAGUGUUAAUUAUAGUGAAGAUCUACCUCUAGUGAUUUAUACUGCUUUUCAGGCGAUGAUUUGUUCUUGCAACUACAAUCGUUGAAUGUUAAACAUGUGGUAAGUUCAUGGUAAUUGUAAAAUGACACAUUUACAUGUGUAAUUGAUCCCUUUAUUUUGAGAAGUCAAGCUGCCAACUCAUUUGUUCCUACUUAUUUUCCUAUUUUCUUCUUUUAUAAUGGUAUAAUAAUUGGCGAUAGAAAACAGGCUUGAGAACUUGUAGUAUGAAGCACUUUGGCACAUACACCUGUAUUAUUGAAAUCUACGUCUGUAAACUCAUUGAAAAAGAUAAUUUUAAUCUCAACUUAGUUGUUUUGAUUUUGUGCCUUAUGAAUAUACGUUGAAGUAUGUUUUAUGAACUAUCAUCUUUUAGAAAUUAGCAAUAUAUUGAUUUUAGGUUUGUAAAGUUAGACUACUGUAGUGUGUGAAAUGUAGGAUAUUAAUUCAUGUAUCUCUUUUUUUUUUUGCAAUUAUAAUUUAAAAUUAAUAGCCACU